AUGAGUGUCAUACGGGUUGAAAUUGACGGUCGCUCGCAAAAACCUGGAGGUUUUAGUAAGAAAUUGAACGUGCGCUGGUUUAUCUCUAGACAUCUGCGUCUAAAAGACUCAGAAAUGCGGCUGUUGGUGGUGCAGUUUAAUGCUUUACUCUUAAUCCCCUCAAUGAGUAUUGAUUACGAAAUCAUUGGUGAAUGCCAGAACUUAAGGAUUCUGACAAAUUUUAAAAUCCUCACCCGACUUAUUUAUACUGGUGAAGAUGAAGAUGACUUCUACUGCUUGUUAAAUGUUGAAACAUACAAAGAAAUGACAGUUGAGGAGAUGGAAGAUGUUUGUAGUAAAUAUUAUGAAGGUCAUGCGCUUUCUAUAGCAAACGAAGAAGAAUUCAAGCUUUUUGAUCGUGUUUUGCUUAAAGAUCAGCAUUUGGAAAAAGAGCAGUACAUCUGGAUUCCAUUAGGAAUCAAUCACAAAAUGGAUUAUUUUUAUGACUUCACAGAUUCAGCUUUUAUUGUGAGUAAAAAACAACGUUUGCCGUAUGUGACGUGGAAAGGUGGCGACUGCUACGCAUUUGUUAGGGUGGGAACAGAACCCGAUGAUGAGGGAGAAUGCCCCAGAUAUCCCUUGCAGCUGUAUAUCGUGCCUCCUAGACUAGUAUCUGUCAAUCACGGGUCAUUUAAAUAUUGUUUGUUCUUACUAAGCGCUGACAAUAUUUUGGAGAAUCCAAAUAAGUACGACCCUAUUAGUCAAGGUUAUGCUGUCGAUUUUGACACUGCUGCACAAUACUGCUUGCGGAAGUUCAAUGGUCAUUUGCUGUCAAUUCAAGAUGCUGAAGAACUUAUGUUUAUUAGCAACUCCCUGUACCAUUGCGUUGACGAAGGAUGUGUCGCCAAGUUAGAAUUAUUACUUGGUUUACAAUCCCGUGGUAAAACUGCAGCUGCGUUUUUUGCUGAUGGAACAAAAACUGAAUACGUCCUUUCAAGGGUAGAAAUUUUUCACAAUACGACAGAAAGAUUAUGCUUCUUCCUUUCGUCAUUCUAUCGCUUCUCCAUCGUUACUAUAGUGGCAAAGAAAUGUGGAUGGUAUUAUUACUUUGUCUGUAAAGCGCCAGUGAAAUAUGAGCUAGAACACAAAAAGUUGCCUCGGUAUAAUGUUCUAGAUGUACGUAUUGACGAUCAUUACUGUUUUUUAAAACAGUAAGUAACUGAUAAAUGCAACGGACCGCGACAUUUUAAUUAUACUAGUGAACCGAAGUAUAUUACAGCUACUGGAAAUAAGAAGUCAUACUGCCUUUAUGACGUUGAAGUCAACAAUCAGCAAAAUAUUACUUCCUAUACUGCUGCCAGUAGCUUUUGCAGAAAAACCUUUGACGGCUUUCUGUUAUCAAUUGUUGAUGCCGAGGAAGAAGUUUUCCUGCAAGAUACGCUGUUUAAUUCAUUCGAUGCUGAAACUGAAAAAUAUUAUGAUAUGAGACUUCUUGGUCUCCGUCGAAGACGUCGAACAGGAGGCAAAGGUUAUACGUUUACCGAUGGAACUGACCCUACCUAUGCUUUGGCCCGAUCUGACAACGACAAAAUUACUUUCGAUGCUGCCGGAAAUUGUUUUGUUUUUAUUCGCUCCUAUAAGCAACAAAGAGGUACGCAAGACUGA
Enterobius vermicularis (human pinworm) is the source of this 1644-nucleotide messenger RNA. The record is from the annotation of a GenBank genome assembly. Lineage: Eukaryota; Metazoa; Nematoda; Chromadorea; Rhabditida; Oxyuridae.